GGGCGGGGACUCGGGGGCGGGACUUGGCGGUGAUUGGAAGGGAUUGAGGACGGGUCGGGAACCUGCAGUCUGAGGAAGCUUCAGGAUGUGACUCUAGGACCCAGGGGCAGCGACAGAAGAACCGGGAGGAAGAGCCUGGGAUCCCCUCCCCUUUGACCUUCCCCAUCUCUCUGGUUGCGGGGGGCCAUGGCUGAUGAGCAGGCUGACUUUAACCUGAAGGUCGUGCUGAUCAGCUUCAAACAAUGCCUGAACGAGAAAGAAGAGGUCCUCAUGGACCCCUAUAUUACUGGCUGGAAAGGACUGGUCAGGUUCCUGAACAACCUUGGCACCAUCUUCUCCUUCAUCUCCAAGGACGUGAUCGCCAAAAUCCAGAUCAUGGAGAGGUUCCGCAGCAGUGACCAGAAGGACCACUACUCCAGCCUUCAGGCCAUGGUGCAAUAUGAGAUGGAUAACAAGCUGGUGGACCUCCAGAAGCGCUCCGAGCAUCCUGACUCCGGCUGCCGCACCAUCCUCCGCCUGCACCGGGCCCUGCACUGGCUGCAGAUGUUCCUGGAGGGGCUCAGGACUAGCCAGGAGGACUGCAAGACCUCGGUGCUCUGCACGGACUCCUACAACACCACCCUGGCCAACUACCACCCCUGGCUCAUCCGCAAGGCCGUCACGGUGGCCUUCUGCACGCUGCCCUCCCGGAACGCCUUCCUGGAGACCAUGAACGUGGGCCCCCCCGAGGAGGCCGUGGAGAUGCUGAACGAAGCCAUGCCCUUCAUCUGCCAGGUCUACCAGAUCACCCAGAAACUCUUUGAAGAACACAGCUUGCUGGACCUUCCCUAGGAGGGGGAGGUGGGCCCAGGCGACCCUCCCGCUCUCAGCAGCUGGUGGAGAAACCCUCCCAGCGCGUGCCCUCCCCGCUGCUUCAGCCCUGCUCGGAAUCCUCGUUUCCUCUUGCCUGUUUUCCGCCAAGCUUGGCCUUGGCUGUCACGGAGCCUAGAAUCGGCCUUUGGAGGAACCGUUGGUGAUCCCUGGAGGUCACUGGCAACCAGGAGGCCCGAUUUGUGUCUGAGGAGGCUGGUUUCAGCUCCUCCCGAUCCACCUACCGCCUGAAGCAUCAGAAAUAAUGAGAGUAAAAUCGUGUAGCCUCUGGGGAAGCCCUGAACUCUGCCCUCACUCUCCUAAUCAAAACAGAAGGGAAGAAACUUGGGAUAAUUUAAAAAAUAUUUUCUUUAAUUUUGAAUCACACUACAGUGUCCAGGUGCACAAAGGAAGUCCAUAGAAUUAACGUUUGCCUAUUCUGAUUCCCACUCCUUCAUCCCCUGCAAAAAGAUGCAUUUUCAUAUCUAAAUAGGGAGGCGGGCGGAAGAGGAGAAGCCUUCUUCUAAUCCAGGGAGUGUCGUAGUCAUAAUUUCUGACUCCUUUGUCUUGUCUCUGAGAUGGUCUUUAGUGGAAUGGAAAGGGGCGAAAUCCUUUAUUUCCUUCCCAUCCUCUCUUAAGGAAAACUUUAUACGUGUCCAUUUAGUUCAGCUAGCAGAGGUUAGCAGCUCCUGCUCACGGGUCUCUAGCAAGGCAAGCACAACCUGCAGAGGAUUUCCCCCAAAGCACCGGUGCGUCCCUCUGGGGUCUCACCAAAGGCAGCGCUGGCGUCCGAAGCCCUGCUGGGGCCCUGGGUCAGUGCUGAAUUAUAACAGGCCGGCUCAAAUCAGCUGAAGAGGUUGGGUGAGGGAUACCCGUGAUAUCAGGCCUGUUCCCAUCUGCUCUGAGACCUUGGCCCUCUCCCAGUAAAGAUGCUGAGGAUUCUGCCUCUCGUCCAUGGACAGAAUUCCCGUCUGGCUCUCCUGCAGGUUAUUAUUGAAGUUUUUGAAAUUAUUAUUGAAAUUUUUUGAAAUAUUAUUGCAAUUAUUGAAAUGAAGUAUUGAAAUCCUGGUGGCUGCUGGGAGCCUAUGUUAAUGGCCAGUUUGCUCCCCAGGCAGAGGCUCAGCCUGACUGUACUGACUGAGCACUUUAUUUAGAGGGCUCCUCCUUCAGAGCAGCAACAUACCUGUUCCUAAGUGGUGCUCCUCCCUAAGUGGUGCUCCCUGGGACUACCUCCCUCCUGGGAAUCACUCCCCAAGUGAAGGUCUCCCCUGGAAAACCCAUAACAGUUACUUCCAAGCCCAUGUAAUGUGCUCCCUCCCCAAGUCAGUUUCCUCUGUAAGAUGUGAGAAAUGGGGAAUCCCCCCCUUCUGAGAAAGACUUUAAAAUGCUGCUUGCAGGGCCAUGUGCUGCUCUAAGCAAACCCCCCAAAUUCCAAAGGCCAAGUUUCCCACCCUAGUUUUCAAACAGGACUUCAUCUGGCUUUGACUCCUGUUACCAUCAGUGUAUGUAGUGAGCCCCCCAAGGAGCGCCGCUCCUCUGUGCUGGGCUGGGGUAGCCAUCCUUCCUCACCUGGCCUGGCUCUAGGGCCCUCUUCUCCACCUGUGCCCAGCUGGGCUCCCCAGCUGCUCUCCUUUCUAGUAUCACCCUCCUGAUCCACAAGGUUCUAGCCACCAUCUGGGAAGAAAACCCCGGGUGAGGGGCCUCCAUCCCCUGUCCUGCCCUUCGGAGUAUGGCAGCAGCCCUGGGUGGAGAGGAGGGCUGGAAGGUUGGGAGCAGGGGCUGCCGUCUCCCUGUGCCCCAAGCUCCCCCUCCCCAGAAAUGGAAGCACUCGGCCUCCUUUUAUGAUGGAGAUGAGGGGCCUUUCCUGGCCCUGUCGCCCACGUGGCACCAGGUUUACUGGUAUGGACAAUAUACCGACAUUGGUCUUCUGACCUGCACUAUAGCUGGGGGGAGGGACAGGAAGGGUUACCUCAGUGUCGCCCCCUGAAUUUCCCACUGCCGCCUGCUCCACAUUCCCCCGAAGACGGACUUUCGGCAAAUCUGCCCCUUUGGGUGAUGUGUAUGCAGCAGGACCUGUGGCUUCGUUCCUUGUGGAGAAGGAUCAUAAUAGAUGUGAUUAUUUUUGCAUUUAAAAUAAAUCAUACUUGGUGGAUAGAAGUGUACUGAGUGCUUGAAUGUGUAGGAGAGCCGUUGCCGGUGGCCUGGAGGCCUUUCAGAGCCACCCCCAAAGACUCCAUUAGAGGGGGCAGUGACAGUGCAGAGAACAGAGGUUCCCCCCACCCCCCUUGGGGUCUGAGGACUCUGUCCCACCAUCUUCAGCUGGAAAUAAUUGCCUGUUUAGGUGACCACAAACAUAAGCACAAGCUUCAAAGCGUGAUUUGUUUUCUGCACCGGUUUGGAGUUACAGAGGCAAAAAAUGGUAAGCAGUAAAUGAAUGAAUCUGAAAGAACACCAUGACUAGUGCAUUACCCCAGGAAGUCACCACACUUUUGGGGGGGGUUGUUAUUGGAAGGGGUUCAUGGAACGAAAACCUUUGGUGUCCAUCCUGUCUUAUUGGCUUACCAGUUGCGUGACUCCGGGCAAGUCACUUUACUUCAGCCACAGUUUGUUUAUCUGAACAGCAGCAAUAAUAAUAGGACCUGCCUGUGGGAGGAUCAGAUGAGAUUAUAAUUGUUAUUAUAAUUAUGCUUAUAAUUCAAAGUCAUACCGCUAGCAUGAGCACUGGGAUCAGAAUCCAGGUGUCCUCCUUUAUAUCCCACCGCCUACUCAUAGGCCAUCAAACUGAUUCAUAAACCAUCACCUUCCUCACUUGGGUGAUUUGUGCCGAUGUCAUAUGAGGAAGCAAUCCAGUCUGCUGAAGCCUCCACAGAUGAGUGAUCCUCCCACUUCUGAGGCUGCACCCUCCACUGCAGGACAGCUCUCCUGAUCAAAAAGUUGCUACUGGUUAUUGAUGGAGCCCAAAUCUGAGUCCCAGCUCCCCCAGCCACAGGUUCUGGCUCUACUGGCUCUGCUACUUGGGGCCAAACAAAAGAAAGCCUCAUUAAUUCUUUAUCCCUAUGCCGGCACUUCAGACACUGGAAGGUAUCUGUCCUCCCCCAUCUCCAUCUCAACCCGCACUUUUCUCUGAGCCCAUUAUGUCCAGUCCCAUCAUCAUUAUGGAACAGACUCAAAGCCCAUCAGCAUCCUGGCCACCCUCUUCAAGAGCCCUCGGCUUAUCAACGUCCUUCCUACACUCCAAUACCCAGAAGUGACCCCCAAACGGUGUGCUUGGACCUUCCCUCCUUAGGGAACCACCUACAUUGUGAGCACAUUUCUCAUCCUUGACCUGGUGCUCUCAGUCACUAAUUCCUUAUUGACGCUACAGCCUGGGGGUCCUGAGGUCCUGGGAGCUCCCAUCCAGUUAAGGAACUCAUCCCACCAUCCUCCAGUCCAUUUAUUACCGCUUUCAGUUAUAGGUUAAGAAAAGUGCUUUGGAACUGGCUUUGUGGAGGCUAUCAUCCAAAGGCCAACAUUCCAUUCUUCUUCCUUCCUGGCAGGAUGUGGGAUCCUCCCAGCUACCAGAGGGCCCCGCCCAGCAUUCGAAUCUAGGCAGCAAGGAAGUGUAUUUGGAACAAGCUUUUGGGGUGUGAGAGUCUAGUCUACCCUCUGAGGCAAGGAGAAGAGAAGGCAUCUCUGGGCCAUGGAAGAUCUUAAACCUAUUUCUGGAUCUUGGAGUCCAAGGCUUUCUGGCUCACUCUGACAUGGCCUGCCUCCUCUCUCUCUUGCUCUGCUUUGUCCCAUUAGGCUAAUAAUGCUUUGCCUCCUAUGGGCACCCGGCAAGAAUGCUUUUUCAGGAACAUUGCUUGUCACCACUAUUCUUCCGUCCCCCAGCUUAGAUGUUUGGCUGAUGCUCCUCCUCUGGGUCUUGGCCAGAAGUAUCCCUGGUCAGCAUGGCCUUUUUUCCCACAAACAUACCUCCUAUAGCUCAUGAAAGAGCAGACCCAGAUGGGGGUGAAUGAAAUGGGUACCAAAAAGCUAAAAAAAUAACUAGAAUACUUGCCAACCAUCAGUAAAUCACACUUUUCUCCUAUAUCUACCACUGGAAGGUUCCACAGCUCCCUACUGGUUACAGAUGAAAAAAACUGAGGCAGCAGAAGGGGAAGAUAGUGUCAGAGAACUAAGUUCCUGGAUUUGGGCCAGAACUCUCACCACUAUGAUAAAUGAGACCAGAACCAGAUUAAAAUAUAAUUAGGAAAUGUUUAACAAAUUAAAUAAAA
Sarcophilus harrisii (Tasmanian devil) is the source of this 5105-nucleotide messenger RNA. RefSeq names its product ceramide-1-phosphate transfer protein (gene CPTP). Gene Ontology annotation, biological process: intermembrane lipid transfer; ceramide transport. Bases 187 to 831 code for a protein of 214 amino acids. The transcript is spliced from 4 exons. The record is from RefSeq and is a predicted model, not a curated record. Lineage: Eukaryota; Metazoa; Chordata; Mammalia; Dasyuromorphia; Dasyuridae. Gene Ontology annotation, molecular function: ceramide 1-phosphate transfer activity; ceramide 1-phosphate binding. Gene Ontology annotation, cellular component: cytoplasm; membrane; cytosol.